Messenger RNA from Populus euphratica (Euphrates poplar), 2304 nucleotides. RefSeq names its product coilin-like. Gene Ontology annotation, cellular component: Cajal body. Gene Ontology annotation, molecular function: U1 snRNA binding; U2 snRNA binding. Lineage: Eukaryota; Viridiplantae; Streptophyta; Magnoliopsida; Malpighiales; Salicaceae. Bases 19 to 2034 code for a protein of 671 amino acids. The transcript has 14 exons. The record is from RefSeq and is a predicted model, not a curated record. Gene Ontology annotation, biological process: spliceosomal snRNP assembly.
CUCUUCAAUCGCUGGGCAAUGGAGACGGUCAGGCUCCGCUUAGUGAUCGACAACGCUUUGACUACGACGACGGAAGGACUCAGAAAGUGCUGGAUUCUAUUAAAACCCCAACACAAAACCAUCUCCGAUCUCUCCUCCCAUAUCCUCCAGGUGUUCGACCUCCACAAUGCAUGCCCCAGCGGCCUACUCCUCUCUAUGGAAGGGUUUGUAUUACCGCCUUUUGAGUCCACUUGUAUUUUGAAGGAUAAAGAUAUUGUCAGAGUGAUAAAGAAGGGUGGCACGGCUACUGAAAUUAUCAAGAUAGAUGAUUGGCUGAAUGAUUCGUUGAACGUGGUGGAAAUAAUUGACAAGCCACCGGUAACCACAGGCACGAAUCUGCUUGCGAAUGAGGAAUUUGAAAAGGAAUCUGACAGCUAUGAAAAUGAACAAGAGGUGGAUGUUGCUGCAGAGGUGGAGGAUAUCGAAAUUAGUCCAGAAGUGAAAGCAGUUUCGAAGAAGAGAAAGGCAUCAAAGGAUGCUCACAGCCCAAAGAGGAAGAAAACCAAAUCUGCUAGUGCUAAAAAAUGCCUAGAGGUUUCAGAAAAUGUAGUGACUGAUUUCUCUGCAAAGCAGAAUGGCACUUUGAGCAUUGUUGAUGUUGAUGAAAGAAGUGGCAAGAGUGGGAAAGCUAUGCGUGACACUAAGAAGAGGAAGAAAACUAAAUCUGCUAGUGCUGAAAAAUGUAUGGAAGUUUCAGAAAAUGUUGUGACAAGUGUCUGCGCAGGGCAGAAUGGCACUUUGAGCUUUUUUAAAGCAGAUGAAAGAAGUAGCAAGAGUACAGAAGCUACUUUUAAUGCACAGAAGUCUUGCCAGCCUGAACAAAAUGGAAAUGGGAGUGUGGAUGCAUCACAUAUACUUUCUGGAUCUAAAAAGUGCCCCAGUAGAAGUGCUAGGCGUAAAAAGGCCAAGAGGCAAUGGUUGAAGGAACAUCUCAAAACUGAAAAGAAAGCACAAAAUAAGAGGGAGUUGCUUUUGAAUAUCAAUCAGCAAUCAUCUGAAAAGGAUAACCAGAAAUUUUCUGGAGAAUCACCUGAACCAGGAAGUCAGAAAACCUCUGAAGAAAAACUCAGGGAAGACAACCAAUUGGGAGAGCGAGAUAGUGAUGUAGAGGGUGAUGUUGUUCCUGUAGUGAUCAGGCCGGGACAUCUUUGUUUUGAGCCGCUCAAGAAAGGUCUAAUGCUUGGGGAUUCUGAUCAUGCUGUUCCGCAAAAUCAUGUUUCUAUUGAAAGAUUUCAGUGGAAUGGAAUAACAAGCAAAAAGAAGGGCCAAAAGUGGGGUAAAGAGAAAGUGGUGUCAUGUAAAAGGAAUGAUUAUGUCAAUUUCAAGAAAGAGUCUUACAGCAGUCUUACUAUUGAAGAACGCACACCUGUAUAUGAUUGCACCAACUUUGAAGAGUUUCCAUUCUAUGCUAGCUUGCCAAAGGAAGGUGAUGUAAUUGCUUAUCGUUUGGUUGAGCUGUCAUCAUCCUGGACCCCUGAGCUCUCAUCAUACCGUGUUGGAAAGGUAUCAAAAUAUGAUCUUGAAUCCAAUAUAGUUAUGCUGGUCCAAGUACCAGAAUAUCCAGUAAUUCCUGAGAAGAUAGAUGAUGAGGCAUCUGAUGCACUACCAGAAACAUCCCCUUAUCAGGAAGAUGGUUCCUUAGAGAUAAAGUUUUCAGCACUUUUUGAAGUUCGCCUUGUUCACCAUGGCAAUCUAAAGUCAGCAAAAUCAGUUACUGGUGGAUCUAAUGAAGUCCAUGUAAGGGAUCAAGAUUCUGGAACUGGUUUCAAGCUGAACAACAACCACGAAUCUGGUACUUCUGCUCAAGAAAACGGAAGACAUAAUCCAUGGGAAGAAACUAAGCAGGCUUUGACAGCACAGAAGGCAUGGCUAUCUCAGGAAGAUAGCUGUAAAAAACCUGAGAGUUCAGGCAGGAGCCCAUGGUCCUAUAAGGCCUUGAGAGGCAGCGCAUUGGGUCCAACAGUUGCUUUAUUAAGGGCACAAAAUGAAUUAUGACGAGCACAGAAUGAAUGAAUCAAGUAGCGUGGCUGUGCAUUUGCUAUGCACAUAAUUUUGCAACCACAAGGUGGGUGAGCAUUUCACUGAUGAUGCUAAAUUUUGCUUAAGGUACAUGUAAUGGAAACAUGCAAGGUAUAUUUAUGGCUCAACUUUUUUGUAUAGUGUCGUCUCUUACCUUCAACUGCAGUGGCCGAGUGGAAAUCCUUUCUGUCAAUUUUCUCCUUUACGCUGCUUUGAGAUCUUCAUUCAAUCACAGCUUUCUCCGUA